Messenger RNA from Oncorhynchus kisutch (coho salmon), 7057 nucleotides. It is a transcript of the gene napgb, whose product is annotated as N-ethylmaleimide-sensitive factor attachment protein, gamma b. The record is from RefSeq and is a predicted model, not a curated record. Gene Ontology annotation, molecular function: soluble NSF attachment protein activity; syntaxin binding. The transcript has 11 exons. Gene Ontology annotation, biological process: intracellular protein transport. Gene Ontology annotation, cellular component: vacuolar membrane; SNARE complex. NCBI's taxonomy places the organism in Eukaryota, Metazoa, Chordata, Actinopteri, Salmoniformes, Salmonidae. The coding region runs from base 163 to 1092 and encodes 309 amino acids.
CAAUGACAUCCGGGGAAUCUGUAGUUCGACGUUGUGGACAUAUUUUAUUUAUCUUCUCUCUUCCAUCCAAACACCAACAGAAUUUGUUUAUCAUAGUCCUCGGUUAGAUUUUUCCACAAAUAACAUCUGCUCGACAGAUUGUCGAAGACCGCAGACAGCACCAUGGCCUCCAAAAUAAACGAAGCCCAUGAACACAUCGCUAAAGCGGAGAAAAAUUUAAAGACAAGCAUGACAAAGUGGAAGCCAGAUUUUGACAGUGCUGCAUCAGAAUAUGCCAAAGCUGCGGUGUGCUUCAAGAAUGCCAAACAGUUUGAGCAGGCUAAGGAUGCCUACCUGAAGGAGGCAGAGUACCACACAGAAAAUAAAGCCUUGUUUCAUGCAGCAAAAGCAAUCGAACAAGCAGGUAUGAUGAUGAAGGACUUGAAGAAGAUGCCUGAGGCGAUCCAGUACAUAGAAAAGGCCAGUAUGAUCUACGUAGAGAACGGUACUCCAGACACCGCUGCUAUGGCUCUGGACAGAGCCGGGAAACUUAUCGAGCCGGUGAGUUUAGAGAAAGCUGUGGACCUGUAUCAGCAGGCUGCCGGUGUGUUUGAGAAUGAGGACCGCCUACGUCAGUCAGCUGAGCUCCUGGGGAAAGCUUCCAGACUGUUGGUCAGAUUACGCAGACUGGAUGAAGCAGCAACUGCCCUUCAAAAAGAGAAGAACAUGUAUAAAGAUAUAGAGAAUUAUCCCACUUGCUUUAAGAAAACAACAGCACAGGUGUUGGUUCAUCUUCACAGAAAUGACUUUGUGGCUGCAGACAAGUGUGUCAGAGAGAGCUACAGCCUCCCAGGGUACAGUGGGAGUGAAGACUGCGUGGCCAUGGAGACGUUGCUGCAGGGAUAUGACGAGCAGGACGAGGACCAGGUGCACCGCGUGUGUAACUCCGCUCUGCUGAAGUACAUGGACAAUGAUUAUGCCAAGCUGGCCAUCUCCCUGAAGGUUCCUGGAGGAGGAGCGAAGAAGAAGACUGCAAAGCCGCCACAGGGGGGCGCCGGAGCGCCUGCUGCUUCCGCCGAGGACGACGACGACUACGAGGGAGGGCUGUGUUAGCCGCAGAAAACACUGACCGCUAAAUACACACAACGCUAAACACACCAGGAAGUUCUGCUCAUUGAGGUGAAACUGUCAGAAUAUGUUGCUCCCCCCUGAACUAGACCCCAAUAUGUUGCUCCCCCCUGAACUAGACCCCAAUAUGUUGCUCCCCCCUAAACUAGACCCCAAUAUGUUGCUCCCCCCUAAACUAGACCCCAAUACGUUGCUCCCCCUAAACUAGACCCAAUACGUUGCUCCCCGCUGAACUAGACCCCAAUAUUUUGCUCCCCCAGAACUAGACCCCAAUAUGUUGCUCCCCCCUGAACUAGACCCCAAUAUGUUGCUCCCCCCCUGAACUAGACCCCAAUAUGUUUCUCCCCCUGAACUAGACCCCAAUAUGUUGCUCCCCCCUGAACUAGACCCCAAUAUGUUGCUCCCCCUGAACUAGACCCCAAUAUGUUGCUCCCCCCUGAACUAGACCCCAAUAUGUUGCUCCCUCCUGAACUAGACCCCAAUAUGUUGCUCCCCCCUGAACUAGACCCCAAUAUGUUGCUCCCCCCUGAACUAGACCCCAAUAUGUUGCUCCCCCCCAAACUAGACCCCAAAAUGUUGCUCCCCCCUGAACUAGACCCCAAUAUGUGGUUUCCCCCCUGAACUAGAACCCAAUAUGUUGCUCCGUUCUGAACUAGACCCCAAUAUGUUGCUCCCCCCUAUACUAGACCCCAAUAUGUUGCUCCCCCCCGAACUAGACCCCAAUAUGUUGCUCCCCCCUAUACUAGACCCCAAUAUGUUACUCCCCCCUAUACUAGACCCCAAUAUGUUGCUCCCCCCUAUACUAGACCCCAAUAUGUUGCUCCCCCCUAUACUAGACCCCAAUAUGUUGCUCCCCCCUAUACUAGACCCCAAUAUGUUGCUCCGUUCUGAACUAGACCCCAAUAUGUUGCGCCCCCCUAUACUAGACCCCAAUAUGUUGCGCCCCCCUAUACUAGACCCCAAUAUGUUGCUCCCCCCUAUACUAGACCCCAAUAUGUUGCUCCUCCCUAUACUAGACCCCAAUAUGUUGCUCCCCCCUAUACUAGACCCCAAUAUGUUGCUCCCCCCUAUACUAGACCCCAAUAUGUUGCUCCCUCCUAUACUAGACCCCAAUAUGUUGCUCCCCCCUAUACUAGACCCCAAUAUGUUGCUCCGUUCUGAACUAGACCCCAAUAUGUUGCUCCCCCUAUACUAGACCCCAAUAUGUUGCUCCCCCCUAAACUAGACCCAAUAUGUUGCUCCGUUCUGAACUAGACCCCAAUAUGUUGCUCCCCCCUAUACUAGACCCCAAUAUGUUGCUCCCCCCUAAACUAGACCCCAAUAUGUUGCUCCCCCCUAAACUAGACCCAAUAUGUUGCUCCGUUCUGAACUAGACCCCAAUAUGUUGCUCCCCCCUAUACUAGACCCCAAUAUGUUGCUCCUCCCUAUACUAGACCCCAAUAUGUUGCUCCCCCCCCAAACUAGGUAUCUAAUUCCCUCCACUCCCCUCAGUGUGAAACAUGUCGAUAUCAGUGAAGUAUACUCUUCCUAUGUGUGGGUCCAUCUUCUUUAAUUACAUCAAACAUCCUCUCCUUUUCCCAAAAAAACCUAGAUUAAAUUCCAAGUGAUGGGUCAUAAGAAGGAUAGUUUUGACUAGGUCUAUAUCUAUACUAUAGAUAUUAUUUUACUUUGUCUACAGUUUAAUUCAGUGUAACAACGACAUAUCACCUGUGUGUUUUAAGAUGUCUAUUGAACAUAAAUUCCAUAGUUGUAAAUGUUCAUAUUUUGUUGAUCAUGAAUUCUCGUUAACUGUCAAUCAGGGUUAUCAAACUAAUUUUGGUCCAACGAGCCGCAUUCGUUCUUCACCGAGGUCCGGAGGAUUGGUUAUAUUUGCAAAAUCAUCCAUCUCUUUUGGAUGAUGAAUCAUCCAUCUCUUUUGGAUGAUGAAUCAUCCAUCUCUUUUGGAAAUUCGAUGCUCCCUGACUGUCUUUGCUUUUGUUUCGAUUGCUGUCAGCACGUCGGACAGAGUAAAGAGACUCUAGAUAUAGGCUCGUUAUCACUUCUACAGUUUAAAUUUAGUUUGAGAUUGUUUUCUUCACCCCCAAAAAGUAUCUUGAAAAGAGAAAGGAUUUGAAUGGGCUCGAGGACCGGAUCCGUAUGAUACCCCUGCUGUAUAAUGGGGCAGUUUUUGUAGGUAUGUGUACAGAUAAAAAAAUAUUUAUUAAUAUAUUGUUUAUAUUGUCGUGACUGAUCAGUCUUAUUGUCAUAUAGAGUGGGGAAAUAAAAAUGAUAUAUAUAUAUAUAUAUAUAUAUAUAUAUACACUACCGUUCAAAGGUUUGGGGUCACUUAGAAAUGUCCUUGUAUUUGAAAGAAAAGCUUCUUUUUUUGGGGGGUCCAUUUUAAAAUAACAUAAUGACUAUUGUAGCUGGAAAUGGGAGAUUUUUAAUGGAAUAUCUACAUAGGCGUACAGAGGCCCAUUAUCAGCAACCAUCACUCCUGUGUUCCAAUGGCACGUUGUGUUAGCUAAUCCUAGUUUAUCAUUUUAAAAGGCUCAUUUAUCCUUAUAAAACCAUUUUGCAAUUAUGUUAGCACAGCUGAAAACUGCUGUUCUGUUUAAAGAAGCAAUUAAACUGGCCUUUAGACUAGUUGAGUAUCUGGAGCAUCAGCAUUUGUGGGUUCGAUUACAGGCUCAAAAUGGCCAGAAACAAAGACCUUUCUUCUGAAACUCAUCAGUCUAUUCUUGUUCUGAGAAAUGAAGGCUAUUCCAUGCGAGAAAUUGCCAAGAAACUGAAGAUCUCGUACAACACUGUUUACUACUCCCUUCAUAGAACAGAGCAAACGGGCUCUAACCAGAAUAGAAAGAGGAGUGGGAGGCCCAGGUGCACAACUGAGCAAGAGGACAAGUACAUUAGAGUGUCUAGUUUGAGAAACAGACGCCUCACAAGUCCUCAACUGGCAGCUUCAUUAAAUAGUACCCGCAAAACACCAGUCUCAACGUCAACAGUGAAGAGGCAACUCCGGGAUGCUGGCCUUCUAGGCAGAGUUGCAAAGAGAAAGCCAUAUCUCAGACUGGCCAAUAAAAAGAAAAGAUUAAGAUGGACAACUGAUCACACUGGACAGAGGAACUCAAAAGUGACCCUAAACUUUUGAACGGUAGCGCGUGUGUGUGUAUAUAUAUAUUACUAUAUUAGAUGUUUAGUAUGGUUUAAUGUAUGUUUAUGUGUGUCUGUACAGAUGUUUAAGGCUUUGAAAUGUCAAAGAUAACAGUUGCUGGGGCAAUAUGCAAUACAGAUAUAGUGUAGUGGGAUUGUAAAUUAUAUGUGUGUGUGAAGGAAGAGAAACAGAAGUGUAUUGACGGUUGAAUACCGCUGCGACGGUUGAAUACCGCUGCGAGAGUUGAAUAACGCAGCGAGAGUUGAAUACCGUUGCGAGAGUUGAAUACCGCUGUGAGAGUUGAAUACCGCUGCGAGAGUUGAAUACCGCUGCCACGGUUGAAUACCAUUUGUGUUUGGAAUGGAUGUACAACAAGAGUCCUGAGUAAGAUGAGGCAUAGCAAAGAUUACAUGACAGCAGGUUUUAAGGUCAUCUACCUUGGGGAUGGUGUGUAGCAUAUGGUGAAGAUAUGUCUUCGUACCUUACCAUACAAACAGAGUGGAUGUGACAGGAUACUUUAAAAACAAUUAUAAUAAUGUAUCUUUGUUCUAUAUUGUUGUUCAAUUCCCGGAGACCAUAAAAGUGAGACCAUGAAAAUGUGAUUUUUGAUUCCAUUGUGUAUUCCCAUUAUAAUGUUCUAAUUGGAAAAUGGUGUUAUCUAGCUAGAGGUUCUAGCUUCUCCUCUUGUGUAAAUGCACAUGCAAGCAACUGGACAUAUUUAAGCAAGCAAAAUAGACAUCUAGGCAGAGAUCUAUGUUUAAAAGAAGCUUAUACAUAGACCAGGGCUCUCCAACGCUGUUCCAGGAGAACAUCCUUCCUGUAGGGUUUAAUAGACCAGGGUUAUCCAACUCUGUUCCUGGAGAACAUCCUUCCUGUAGGGUUUAAUAGACCAGGGUUCUCCAACUCUGUUCCUGGAGAACAUCCUUCCUGUAGGGUUUAAUAGACCAGGGUUAUCCAACUCUGUUCCUGGAGAACAUCCUUCCUGUAGGGUUUAAUAGACCAGGGUUCUCCAACUCUGUUCCCGGAGAACAUCCUUCCUGUAGGGUUUAACUCCAACCCUGCUCCUGGAGAGCUUCCAUCCUGUAGGAUUUAACCGUGUUGGAGUGAACCUACAGGAGGGUAUCUCUCCAGGAACAGGGUCAGAGUUCAAACCUACAGGGGGAUGUUCUCCAGGAACAGGGUCGGAGUUCAAACCUACAGGGGGAUGUUCUUCAGGGUCAGAGUUCAAACCUACAGGAGGGAUGUUCUCCAGGAACAGGGUCGGAGUUCAAACCUACAGGAGGGAUGUUCUCCAGGAACAGGGUCGGAGUUCAAACCUACAGGAGGGAUGUUCUCCAGGAACAGGGUCAGAGAGCCCUGGUAUAGACACUGUAGGUUUUGUUCUGUAUUUCUUGUGGCUAACCUAUAUAUAUACGCCGACUGCAAGCCAGGCCUAAUCGUCCAACAUCAGUGCCCGAACUCACUAAUGCUCCUGUGGCUGAAUGGAAGCAAGUCCCCGCAGCAAUGUUCCAACAUCUAGUGGAAAGCCUUCCCAGAAGAGUGGAGGCUGUUAUAGCAGCAAUGUUCCAACAUCUAGUGGAAAGCCUUCCCAGAAGAGUGGAUGCUGUUAUAGCAACAAUGUUCCAACAUCUAGUGGAAAGCCUUCCCAGAAGAGUGGAGGCUGUUAUAGCAGCAAUGUUCCAACAUCUAGUGGAAAUCCUUCCCAUAAGAGUGGAGGCUGUUAUAGCAGCAAUGUUCCAACAUCUAGUGGAAAGCCUUCCCAGAAGAGUGGAGGCUGUUAUAGCAGCAAUGUUCCAACAUCUAGUGGAAAGCCUUCCCAGAAGAGUGGAGGCUGUUAUAGCAGCAAUGUUCCAACAUCUAGUGGAAAGCCUUCCCAGAAGAGUGGAGGCUGUUAUAGCAGCAAUGUUCCAACAUCUAGUGGAAAGCCUUCCCAGAAGAGUGGAGGCUGUUAUAGCAGCAAUGUUCCAACAUCUAGUGGAAAGCCUUCCCAGAAGAGUGGAGGCUGUUAUAGCAGCAAAGGGGAGGGGACCAACUCCAUAUUAAUGCCCAUGAUUUUGGAAUGAGUUGUUCGACGAGCAGUUGUCCACAUACUUUUGGUCAUGUAGUAUAUGUAGUAGUAUAUGUAUUUCAUGUGCAUUCCUUUAAAGAAACAUUACCUCCCAUUUAAUUAACCUCAUCGUCUGUGGUUACAGCCGUGUCGUGUUGUUGUAGUCCCUGUACCUACAGUACCGUGGUUACAGCCGUGUCGUGUUGUUGUAGUCCCUGUACCUACAGUACCGUGGUUACAGCCGUGUCAUGUUGUUGUGGUCCCUGAGAAUACUAGAUGUUUGGGACGUAGCCUGAGAGUUAAUUCUAACAAGGUUCUUCCAGAACUGAACCGUGGAAAGGAAGGACCUUGUAAUGGAUGUCGAGCUUCUUAAGUCUCUGUGUGUAUUUUAAUGAGAGAGUUAGAUCGUCUACCAAUGCCUCUGUCCUUUCCUUAGCAAUGUCCUGGUUUUAAUGCACACCGGUGCUGCUUCUGUUGUGAUGUUCUGUGUUUUGUGCAUUAGUCACAAUCCAAAAUGGGGAGUGUACAACAUACAUGUGUCCAUCCAGGGAAAAUAAAAGGGACAAAUCUCUUACCUUUGUAAAUGGAGUCGUGUUGAAUGGAAAGAUCCUCCGUCUCCAUGUGUUGCUAGUGAACACUGAACUCUGCUAACUAGCAUUACAAAGCAUUUAUAGUCAUGUAUAAUGGCUUAUCAAUAAAGGCCAAUAAAUUCUGACGUGACAAUUCAUGAUUUCCUGUAAGUAAAAUAAAGAAACGUUCUUCUGAAAGCU